Messenger RNA from Dicrocoelium dendriticum, 596 nucleotides. Lineage: Eukaryota; Metazoa; Platyhelminthes; Trematoda; Plagiorchiida; Dicrocoeliidae. The record is from the annotation of a GenBank genome assembly.
AUUCAAUUGUUUCACGCUUGAUAAAAUAUCUGGAUAUGAAUCAUCUUAAGAUUGUUGCCGUCGGGCCGACUGCUUGCGGAAAAACUUAUGUGUGCAAUUUUCUCUCGGAAGCAAUCGAACAGACUGCGAAUGAUUACAGACCAACGGUUGGUGUUCGUAUACUUGAAUAUGAAAUAAACAUGCCUGUUCGUGAAAAGCCCUGCAAGUUGGAUAUCGAAUUAUGGGACUUAAGUGGCGAUAAAAAAUAUGAAAGCUGUUGGCCAGCCAUUUUCAAAAGUGCAAAUGGUGUGUUGCUAGUUUAUAACCCAAAUGUGGCCGAACACUCCGGUGAUAUUCAGGACUGGUACACCAUAACUACCAAGAAUACGGAUUUGAAAGAAGUUUAUUUUUGUGUUAUAUGCAACGACAAAUCCAGUGGGAAAGACAGGGAUGUUGUGCGAUUACCAGCCAAUCUCGAACGUCUUACGCGUGUCACAUGCUGCCUUGCUGAUCAGGGCGAAAAGUUCAGGGAUGAAUUUGGCAAAUUUCUGACCAAAAUUAUAACAUCACAUAUGGAAGCAAAUGAACAAGAAGAACUAAAAAUCUUGAACGCAUAA